Messenger RNA from Linum tenue, 3551 nucleotides. The record is from the annotation of a GenBank genome assembly. NCBI's taxonomy places the organism in Eukaryota, Viridiplantae, Streptophyta, Magnoliopsida, Malpighiales, Linaceae.
GAAGUUAAACUAUGACCAGUUUGGAUAAUUACCCGCCAUUUUCGCGGUCCGCCCACCUUCCGUAGUUAUAUCUACUAAUAAAUCCAUCGCCAUCUUGAUUCUUGCCCCUUGGGGCAAGAGAAAUGAUGGCGAUGAAGAUAGUGAUCGAUUCAGAACCGGGCAAGAACCCAUAUCUCGCCUUCCUCUGAUCCCGCCUGCUCAAAGUUCGACUCUUUUCCUCUGCUUCCAGAGCUCCACAGAACCCGACGACAUUCAUGGCGGCGACCACAAGCUCCGACGAGACGAAUCCCCUCUUAGAUGGCCGCCGACGGGAAACCGAUCAGAGGAGCGGAUGGUGGCCGACUAGCAUCAACGAUGUGCUGGACAUUGAAGAAGCCAAGACCCAGAUCUUGUUUUCGCUGCCCAUGAUCCUCACCAACGUUUUCUUCUACCUCAUCCCUCUAGUCUCCGUCAUGUUCGCCGGCCAUCUCGGCGAGCUCCACCUCGCCGGCGCCACCCUUGCCAACUCCUGGGCCACCGUCACCGGUUUCGCUUUCAUGACAGGGCUUAGUGGAGCUUUGGAAACACUCUGCGGUCAAGAUUUUGGAGCGAAGCUGUACAGAAAGCUGGGGAUCCAUCUCCAAGCUUCCUGCAUCAUAUCAUUCCUCUUCUCUGUCGCAAUUUCUGUGAUCUGGUUCUACACGGAGCCGAUUUUGAUCCUUUUAGGGCAAGACCCCCAAAUUUCAUCCAUGGCUGCUCUGUACAUAAAGUACCUCAUCCCAGGAGUGUUUGCAUAUGGGUUUCUGCAGAACAUUCUAAGGUUCCUUCAGACGCAGUCUGUUGUUAUGCCUCUUGUCCUGUUCUCGAUGUUGCCUGCCUGCAUUCAUAUAGGGCUUGCUUAUGCUCUGGUUUACUUAACUCCGCUUGGUUUCAUUGGGGCUCCAUUGGCAGCUGCAAUUUCCUUGUGGGUUAGUUUCGUUGCCUUGGCUUUGUAUGUAGGGUUUGGGAAGAGAUUUGAGCAGACUUGGAGUGGGUGUUCGUCGGAAUCGUUCGAUUAUGUUGUGGUAGCACUCAAACUGGCUCUUCCUUCUGCUGCAAUGGUAUGCUUGGAGUAUUGGGCUUUUGAGAUUCUGAUUUUCUUAGCCGGGGUGAUGCCGGAUUCUGAAAUAUCAACAUCUUUGCUUGCUAUGUGCGUAAACACAGAAACCAUUGCCUAUAUGCUGACAUACGGUCUUAGUGCAGCAGCAAGGUUAGCAGCAUUUCUGUCACCAUGCUCUAUUUACUAUCACGAUUGUCGUUGUUCCUUCUUCGUCGUUCUAGGAGUCGAUACAUGUGUUUAUUAUCUCACUGUGGGUGGCAGCACGAGGGUGUCUAAUGAGUUGGGGGCUGGUAACACGAGUCGCGCUAAGAAUGCCAUGGCAAUGACUCUCAAGCUCUCCGUGCUGCUGGCCCUGGUGGUCGUUUUGGCUCUAGGGCUUGGCCAAAACAUCUGGGCUGGCUUCUUCAGCGACAGCAGUGAGAUAGCUGUGAGGUUUUCAUCCAUGGUGCCAUUGCUUGCCAUCUCCAUAACGCUUGAUUCAGUGCAAGGCGUUUUAUCAGGAGUGGCUAGAGGAUGCGGAUGGCAGAAUAUGGCGGUGGUUGCUAACUUAGCGACGUUCUACUUCAUCGGCAUGCCUAUUGCCUGUGUUCUUGGGUUCAAGUUGAAGUUAUAUGUGAAGGGAUUGUGGAUAGGCUUGAUCUGCGGUCUAACCUGCCAAGCUAGCACACUUAUGUUCAUUACACUGCGAAUGAAAUGGACUAGGAGCGAUUUUUCAACCCCCAGAGACCAUGAAAAUCAGAUUGCAGCAGCUUAGUUAUGUAGCUGCAGACUUCCGAUGUCAAAACAAAAGCUACCUACUAUAUAGAUAGAUACAUGCUCUCACGUUGAUUCAUUGUUAUCAGCCGUUUCCUAUGAACACACAUACGCACACCUAAAUAUCCAAAUAAAUGUCUACUAGACCUAGUUUUGGAGGCUGGCGAGGUUAAAGAAAGCACCUUUCUUGUUCUUUAACUGAGCAUAGGUUCCGCGCUCCACCACUUUCCCAUCAGCAACAAAGGCAAUCGAAUCCAGGUUCUUGAUCGUGUUCAGCCUAUGAGCCACCACAAUUGUUGUUCUUCCCACCAUGAUCCUGUCCAGUGCUUCUUGCACCACUUGCUCCGAUUGCACAUCAAGAGCGCUCGUUGCCUCGUCGAGAAGUAGGAUUGUGGGGUUGCGAAUUAUGGCCCUUGCAAUUGCUAUUCUCUGCUUUUGACCUCCAGAUAGCUGCACCCCUCGCUCGCCACAUUCGGUCUCGUAGCCUUCUUUCAACGACCUGAUGAAUUCGUGAGCAUUGGCAGCUCUUGCAGCCUCCACCACCUCAUUCUCGGAUGCAUCAGGCUUACCAAACACUAUGUUAUCUCGAAUACUGCCCGAGUAGAUCACUGGUUCUUGGCUCACAAGGGCGGUGUGCCUCCUGUACCAUUGGAUGUCCAGGACUCUAAUGUCAACUCCAUCGACCUUUACUGACCCUUUCUCGACAUCAUAGAACCUUUGGAUCAAUCCAAUCACAGUCGAUUUCCCACAUCCACUCUUCCCUACUAGACCAAUGCUAGUGCUAGGCUUUACUUCCAGGCUGAAUUGGUUAAGCACCAAUAUCUCUGGCCUUCCUGGAUAUGCAAAAUCAACCCUCUUCAUCUCUAUUUUUCCCGUGAUCUUUUCCAGCUUGGUUCCGUCGCUCUCAUUGCGAAUCAAGGAUUGCCUAUCCAGUAUCUUGAACACUGAAGCGACAGCUGCUGAACCCUUGGCUAGAUCAGAGGUCAUGCUUCCAGCUUCGGCUAUGACUUUUCCAGUACUUACAAGGAUGAAGAACGUUUUGAACACAGCUCCUGCUGAUAUCUCUCCCUUCUCCACCAGCGUCCCUCCAUACCAGAAGUCAAGAGCCCAGGACAUGAAAGUUAGACACUGAGCUGAACCCAUUCCGAAUCCAGCCAUCCAUGAUUUCUUCCUUGCCUCCCUCCUCGGCUCCUCCUGAGCUUGAUCAAAAAGUUCGAGCACCUUCCCCACACUUCCAAAUGAGGUAACAAUUCUGUGAUUAUAAACUGCUUCCACAGCAAUUUGGGUGCUUUGAUUCUGAGCCUUGACGAACUUUGUCGAGAUGGUGGAGAGAAGAACUUUGCGGGUGUAGAAACAUAGAAUUGUGAGUGGCUGGACCGCAAUCAUCACGAGUGCAAGCUUCCAAGCCACCACUAGUCCCAUGAUCAUGGCAAUGGUGACAGCUGAAGUGGUUUGUACUAGGAGAGAGACUCUAUCUGCAACUAGGGAUUUAACAAUGGAGGCCUCGUUGCUUAGUCGAGAACAUAAUGCUCCACUUGAGUUCUGCUCUUCAUCGAACCAAGCAGCCUCAAAAGUCAGGAUCUUUUCUAACAUCCUCAGCCGGAUUCUCUUUGUAAGCCUCUCUCCCAUAUACGCAAAAUUGUAGUGCUGCACAAGGUUCAGGAUGAUGGAAACUAGAGAAAGUGAACAAAAUAUCAAGGAGUACGUUCGAAUUCUAGCA